Molecule: messenger RNA, 4429 nt
Organism: Acanthochromis polyacanthus (spiny chromis)
Lineage: Eukaryota; Metazoa; Chordata; Actinopteri; Pomacentridae
Gene: plcd3a
Product: phospholipase C, delta 3a
Exons: 15
Coding region: 1147-3399 (750 amino acids)
Biological process (GO): lipid metabolic process; intracellular signal transduction
Molecular function (GO): calcium ion binding; phosphatidylinositol-4,5-bisphosphate phospholipase C activity
Source: RefSeq, a predicted model, not a curated record
AAAAAAAAAAGAAGUUAGGACUUUUCAAUUAUACUCAACACAGAGUCAUAUAAAACAUACGGAACUUGACAGAAAUUUUGACGUUUUCACAUUUUUUAAGUAUUUUUGGGAAAUAUUUUUAGCCAUGCUAGUAGCCUGGAUACACACAUGCUGAUGCACAUUUAGUCAAGGAAACAGAAAACAAGAAACAAAUGGUUCAACAAUGGAAAUAGUUGUUAGUUGUAGUCCUACUUUGGCCUAGUCUAUACUUAGACUGGUAUUUUUUUUAAAGCAGGGUUUUUCUUUCAGCAUUACGAGGAAAAAUGCAAAAAACACAAUUGAAGCUCUGUCAAGCCAACAGGCGAUGAUAUAACCCUCAAGCCAUGUCAGCCAAUGAAAGCGUGUAAGAGAAAAAGCUGUUACUACUUCUGGUUGAUUACCAGAACUGGUGCAUAUAGGAACAAGGAAAUCAUAUUUUGAUUCCUUGUUUCCUCAGUGGAGUAGAAAAGUAGCUGUAUAUUUGUGUUAAAUUGCAAAAAGUGCUGUUAGCAAGAUUAGCUAUUUUAGCUUUGCCUGUCACUGCGCAAGUUACUUCAUGUAAACCAAGGAGAUAACGGGACAUACUUUGACGUCACCAGAAAAAAAUAAUCUGUCUACAUGAAAAGCAAUUUAAACCUGGACCCGAAUGUAGAAGACGACACAUACUUGGCAGUGUUUAGAAGGAUAGUUUAACAUUACAGUUUCUGCAGAGGGUGAGAGAGGCUUAGCGGGGAGUGGAGUUUGGUGUCUGGACACGCUGGGUUUGAUCCAGGCAGAUCUCCUGGUAGGUGGAGAAGUUGGAUGGCAGAGGCUGACUGGCAGGAAUGAAUGUGGGGCUUGUAAAGGUUGAAAUGAGCUUAAAGUCUGGAGCUGUAGAUGGAUUCCUGGUUUGCACGAGAUGUAGAGGUCUGGUGGGCAAGAACGUGAGGCACAAGAAGUUGCAGAAAUAGUCUUUAGUAAACAGAAAAUGAAAGAUGUGAAGCAACGUUGGCUAAGGCGACACUGCCACUUUGAACACCAAGACAGAUUUAAAAGAACAGAUGAGAAACACCAGGGAACAAGAAACACUGCAAACAAAGCUUCUGAAUAGCUUCAACCUGGCUUCUGGACAACGAGGACGUUCGCGUGAUGAUGCAGGGUUCCAGCAUGGUGAAGGUUCGCUCCUCGAGGUGGCAGAAGAGUCGACACCUUCGGCUGCUGGAGGACGGACUCACGGUUUGGUGCGAAUCCACUAAAAGCUCCCGCAAAGCCAAAGCACAGCAGACAUUUGCGGUGACAGAGGUGGAGUGCGUUCGCGAGGGCUGCCAGUCGGAGGCUCUGCGGCGGCUGUCCGGCUCGAUGCCAGAGACCCAUUGCUUCACCGUGGUGUUCAGGGGCGCCAGGAAGAGCCUGGACCUGCUGUGCUCCUGCGAGGACGAGGCCCGGCGCUGGGUCCGAGGCCUCCGCAUGCUGAAGGAGCGCGUGGCCGCCAUGACACAGAAGGAAAAACUGGACCACUGGAUCCGAGGCUACCUGAAGCGAGCGGAUCAGAACCAGGACGGCAAGAUGAGCUACGACGAAGUCAAACGGCUGCUGCAGAUGAUCAACAUCGACCUGAGCGAGCACUACGCCCGCAACCUAUUCAAGCGGUGUGACCGAUCGGGCGACGACCGCCUGGAUCACAUAGAGAUCGAGGAGUUCUGCAGGGAGCUGCUGAGGCGGCCCGAGCUGGACGCCGUGUUCAGACACUACUCGAGUAACGGCUGCACCUUGUCCACCGCUGAGCUGCGAGACUUCCUGGGAGACCAAGGAGAAGACGCCUCGCUGAAUCACGCUCAGUACCUCAUCCUCACCUACGAGCUCAACGACUGGGCUCAGAGGAACCAGUUCAUGACCCAGAACGGUUUCACCAUGUACAUGCUGUCCCUGGAGAACGACGUCUUCAACCCCGGCCACGCCAGAGUCUACCAGGACAUGAGCCGCCCUCUGGCCCACUACUUCAUCUCCUCGUCACACAACACCUACCUUACCAGGGACCAAGUCACCAGCGCCAGCAGCACCGAGCCGUACAUCCGGGCUCUGAAUCAGGGCUGCCGCUGUGUGGAGCUGGACUGCUGGGACGGAGAUAAAGGCGAACCGGUCAUCUACCACGGCCACACUCUAACCUCCAAAGUCCACUUCAAGGAGGUCAUCGAAACCAUCGCCCAGUACGCCUUCAAGGCGUCCCCAUACCCUCUAAUCCUGUCCUUGGAGAACCACUGUUCUGUGGAGCAGCAGGCCGUCAUGGCCAAACACCUCCGCACCAUCCUGGGCAGAAAGCUGCUCACCAAACCCCUGAGCGAGCAGCCGCUGAAAGAGCUGCCUUCCCCCGAAGAGCUCAGGGGCCGGAUUCUGGUGAAAGGGAAGAAACACACUCCUCACCUGGGCCAGCUGGGAAAAACCAGCAGCACCGCCAGCUUCUCCUCCAGCUCCGACGACGAACUCGCAGGCAGCAAUAAGAACACGCCCAAGAAAGAUCCUGCAAAGGUCUGUUCCAAACUGAGCCCCGAGCUGUCGGAUCUGGUGGUUUACUGCAGGAGCGUCCACUUCCGCGGGUUUGAAAACAUGUCUGAAACAUCACCAAACGAAAUGUCUUCCUUCUGCGAAAACGAUGCCCUCAGGCUCAUCAAAGACUCGGGGAAGCUUUUUGUACGACACAACAGCAGGCAGCUGAGCCGGAUCUACCCCUCUGGCCAGCGCCUCCAAUCAUCCAACUAUGAUCCUCAGGAAAUGUGGAACGGCGGCUGCCAGAUGGUGGCUCUGAACUUCCAGACUCCCGGGGAGCAGAUGGACCUGAACCAGGGUCGCUUCCUCCAAAACGGUCGCUGCGGUUACAUCCUCAAACCCAGCUACUUGUGCAGCACGGCGUCCGACUUCAACCCGGAGAACACGGGAGGAGGCCCCGGUCACAUCCCCACCCAGCUGACUAUACGAAUCAUUUCUGCACAGCAGCUGCCAAAAAUCAACACGGAGAAAGCGAGCUCCAUUGUGGACCCCCAGGUGUGGGUGGAGAUUCACGGGGUGGCGAUUGAUAACGCGAGAGGCAAAACCCAACGCAUCGACAACAACGGCUUCAACCCGCGGUGGGACUGCACACUGAGCUUCCAGCUGCAGGUCCCUGAGCUGGCCCUGGUGCGCUUCGUGGUGGAGGAUCACGAUCACAAGGCCAAGAACGACUUCGUGGGGCAGUUUACUUUGCCGUUCACAAGCCUGCGCACAGGUUAUCGCCACGUUCAUUUACUGAAAGCAGACGGCUCGAGUUUGUCCCCGGCUACGCUGUUUAUCCACGUGAAAGUGAGCCGCAAAGGAGUUCCCGUCAAGACUGUGUCCGAGCGAAUUGCGGCCGCUAAAAGAAAAGCGUGAAGAGCCACGCCGAAGGUGGAAUUUUCUGAAAAGACAGGCUUUGGAAGAGGAAAAAGCUCUAAAUGCGAGGAAAGAAGAACCACUGCUGCCAGCUGGUCUCCCAGUCCGGACCUAAAGUGGUCCAGUUUACCCUCAAACCACUUCCCAGUUCAGGAGGACGGAUGUUGUUUAGUAGAGAUGACGGAGCAUCAGUGCUGAAUGACACUUUAAAAAAAAAAUAAUUUUAACGUCAUUAACACUCACAUGAGUGGAAUAGAGAAGAGAUGUGUUAUUUUAACAUGACAGUAUUUUGAUUUUAGGAACUAUUUUGACAUUUUUACACUCAAGUAUUUGGGUUUUAGCUUUUAAAAAGGGCACUUUCUUAAUCUUAAAAGUGCUUAAAGUAGGAGACCGAGCAGCUGUGUUGAAAAAAAAAGUAGAAAUAUCGCUGUUUUAACACUAACUGUGAUUUCAUACAGAUCUAAUUAUGUUUCAGUGAUUACCAGAGGUUGCAUUGCUCAUGAACAAACACUUUCAAUUAGUCUUACUUGAUACUUCUAAGAUAUUUUGGCACUUUCAUUUAAUAAUAACGGUGCACAACUUUCAAAUGAACUUGAAUUAGAGACAGUAUUAUGUGCAGACGGUUGUUUACUUGAGCUACAAUAGCUGUAUUUUUAUCAGCAGCGUUUCACACAUGUUAACAAAAUAAGGUGUUUAGCUAAAUCAUGUUUGACGAUAUCUGCAUGUAGGCUGAGUAAUUAUGUCUUGUUGCCAGUUCUCAUCUUUACGUUCAGACGGUUUAACGCUAAUUGCAGCUUUCUAAUGCACCGAAUCAUUUAAUGCUCUGACAGACGAUAAAAUGCUGCUGCGAUGGAAGGUGAUGCACAGACAUCGCUGUAAUUACAGUUUAUAUGAUCAACAUGGGUUUUUGGUAGAUUCUAACUGAUGAGUUAAAUAAGACGUUGCAGUGUUAACGCUCAAGCCUGUCGUGUGAAUGUGAUAAUGUGCGUGAGAGAAAAAAAUGCUGUUUUUAUAAAGCACUAAUAGCACA